This is a messenger RNA of Mollisia scopiformis, 891 nucleotides long. RefSeq names its product Cerato-platanin. Bases 403 to 810 code for a protein of 135 amino acids. The transcript has a single exon. NCBI's taxonomy places the organism in Eukaryota, Fungi, Ascomycota, Leotiomycetes, Helotiales, Mollisiaceae. The record is from RefSeq and is a predicted model, not a curated record.
CAUCGCAUUCUCGUAAUAAUGCGUUGAGAAAUAUGUCAAAAGCUAACGUGAUCAUGAGGCUCAUGCUGACCGCCAGGGGCUCUGCGCUCCCUUCCUCCUCGUGUCCAGAAGAUCGACAUGAUGCCAAGACUGCUAGCUAUCAUCACUGCCAGCACACCCGGCUCUUGACUGUUUUUGUGGGGUAAGAACCCUGUCGACGGUCUCGUCCACACCAGAAAUAGAAUCGAUACGAGCCUCAUCAUGUCACUAUGCCAACUCCGAAAGAAUGGAGAUAGUAUAUAAAUGCUCUGGGGAACCUCAUCAGGUCUUCAUCAACCGACAUUCAAUUCUCAAACAAACGCUUCUCGACAAAGAAUAAAAUCCACAAGCACAAUUCCUCCAUCCAUCUCUCAAACAAACAAAAUGCAUCUCUCCAUCCUCCUCCCAAUCAUCCUCCCUCUCGUCUCCGCAAUAACAGUAUCCUACGACACCGGCUACGACGACGCCUCCCGCUCCCUCUCCACCGUCGCCUGUUCCGACGGGAGCAACGGCCUCCUAACAAAAGGCUACACAACCCAAUCCUCGCUCCCAUCCUUCCCCAACAUCGGCGGCGCUUCCGUCAUCGCUGGUUGGAACAGUGCUUCUUGCGGGACAUGCUGGAGCUUGACUUAUAACGGGAACACGAUUAAUAUUUUGGCGAUCGAUUCUGCGGUCGAGGGGUUCAAUAUCGGGGAGACGGCUAUGAAUAGCUUGACGGGUGGUCAGGCGGUGGCGCUUGGGAGGGUGGAUGCUGGGUAUGUGGAGGUUGAUGCGAGUUCGUGCGGGUUGUGAUUUGUUAGGUCCGAAAGAAAAAAAACAAGAGAGAGCACUUCUAGUGAUUAGGAGGUCGAAUUGUUACAUAUCUUACAAUAA